Messenger RNA from Numida meleagris (helmeted guineafowl), 17914 nucleotides. It is a transcript of the gene XKR4, whose product is annotated as XK related 4. Bases 97 to 2100 code for a protein of 667 amino acids. The record is from RefSeq and is a predicted model, not a curated record. The transcript is spliced from 3 exons. Lineage: Eukaryota; Metazoa; Chordata; Aves; Galliformes; Numididae. Gene Ontology annotation, cellular component: plasma membrane. Gene Ontology annotation, biological process: phosphatidylserine exposure on apoptotic cell surface; apoptotic process involved in development; engulfment of apoptotic cell.
GAGGCGGGCGGCGGAGGAGGAGGAGCAGGGGGAGGCGCGGGAUAAAGGAGCGCUCGCCUCUGCCGCUCGCUCUCCGGCGGGGCUGAGGGAAGCAUCAUGGCCGCGAAGUCGGACGGGAGGCGGAAGAUGAAGAAGGGCGGCGAGGUGGCGUUCACGCCGCUGCAGAACUCCGAGCACUCGGGCUCCGUGCAGGCGCUGGCCCCGGGGCUGCCCGCGGGCGCCGGGCCGGGCGGCGGCAGCGACGACGACGAGGCACCCGGAGGCGGGUGCUGCAGCGGCGGCGGCGGGGACGGCUCGGGCGGCGGCUCCAGCUGCUGCUGCUGCUGCUGCUGCUGCUGCUGCGGCGGCCGCGGCAGAGGAGGAGAAGGAGGGGGCGGCGGCGGGGGCUCGCGGGGCUCGGGCGGGGGCUCGUCCUCGCUGUGCCUGCGGCUGGGCAGAGAGCAGCGGCGCUACUCGCUGUGGGACUGCCUCUGGAUCCUGGCCGCGCUGGCCGUGUACUUCGCGGACGUGGGCACCGACAUCUGGCUGGCGGUCGACUACUACCUGCGGGGCCAGCGCUGGUGGUUCGGGCUCACCCUCUUCUUCGUGCUGCUGGGCUCCCUCUCCGUGCAGGUGUUCAGCUUCCGCUGGUUCGCGCACGACUUCGGCGCGGAGGACGGCGCGGCCGCCGCCGCCGCCGCCGGGCAGUGCCCCGCGGCCGAGAGCAAACUGCUGGUGAGCAGCAGCUCGGCGGCCGCGGACAUCGACUCCGCCCGGCCCGGCACGCCGCAGCGGCAGGCGUCCACCGCCAGCAAGGGCAACGCCAACAGCAGCAGCAGCGGCAGCAGCGGCCCCGCCGGCGGCGGCCCCUCCAGCAGCAGCCGCGCCGACAGCGGCAGGUCGGCGUCGUGCGCCUUCUGCAUCUGGCUCCUGCAGACCCUCGUCCACAUCCUGCAGCUGGGGCAGGUCUGGAGGUAUUUCCACACUAUAUACUUGGGUAUCCGGAGUCGACAGAGUGGAGAGAAUGACAGAUGGCGGUUUUAUUGGAAAAUGGUGUAUGAGUAUGCAGAUGUGAGUAUGCUGCAUUUGCUAGCCACGUUUCUGGAAAGUGCACCACAGCUGGUCCUGCAGCUCUGUAUUGUUGUACAGACUCGUACACUCCAGGCUCUCCAAGGUCUUACUGCUGCAGCAUCGCUCGUAUCCCUGGCUUGGGCUCUGGCAUCCUACCAAAAGGCCCUCCGUGACUCCCGUGAUGACAAGAAACCCAUCAGUUAUAUGGCUGUUAUAAUCCAGUUUUGCUGGCAUUUCUUCACCAUCGCAGCAAGGGUCAUUACUUUUGCUCUCUUUGCCUCGGUUUUCCAGCUGUACUUUGGGAUCUUCAUCGUGCUCCACUGGUGCAUCAUGACCUUCUGGAUCGUCCACUGCGAGACAGAGUUUUGUAUCACCAAAUGGGAGGAGAUCGUUUUUGACAUGGUUGUUGGAAUAAUCUAUAUCUUCAGCUGGUUCAAUGUCAAGGAAGGAAGGACACGCUGUAGGCUUUUCAUUUACUAUUUUGUGAUCCUUUUGGAAAACACCGCCUUGAGUGCUCUCUGGUAUCUCUACAAGGCCCCAGCAAUCUCCGAUGCAUUUGCCAUACCAGCACUGUGUGUGGUGUUCAGCAGCUUUUUAACAGGCAUUGUUUUUAUGCUGAUGUACUAUGCCUUCUUUCAUCCCAACGGACCAAGGUUUGGGCAGUCACCAAGCUGUGCUUGUGAGGACCCUGCAGCCACCUUCACCCUACCCACAGAAGUGGCAACAAACACUCUCCGGUCCAUCUCCAACAACCGGAGCGUGACGAGCGAGCGGGAUCAAAAAUUCGCAGAGCGGGACGGGUGUGUGCCUGUGUUCCAGGUGAGGCCCACUGCUCCGUCCACACCUUCAUCCCGCCCCCCCCGGAUCGAGGAGUCGGUCAUUAAAAUCGAUCUGUUCAGGAACAGGUACCCGGCCUGGGAGAGACACGUGUUGGACAGGAGCCUGAGGAAGGCGAUCCUAGCGUUUGAAUGUUCCCCUGCUCCUCCACGGCUACAGUAUAAAGAUGAUGCCCUCAUCCAGGAGCGCUUGGAAUAUGAAACCACGUUAUAAACAAAGCAAAAACGCAGCUUGGAGAAGCUCUGGCGUUAUAGUCCAAGUUAAGGAUUGAUGGGAGGGCUGUAGGAAUAACUAAACUGUGUACUACAAUUAGAGCAGCAAGCUGUAGUGUUCUUAGUCUGGCUACCAUCAUGAUUAUCAUUUGAUCCACUGUGUGCAGUCCGUCUGCAGGACACUGGUACAGCAACAUCACCUGAAAGCCUCAAAAAAUAAACAAAAAACCCAACCAACCCACACAUACUGAUCAGUUACUGGGAAAACUCACCCAUGACUCCUUGCUGCUAUGAAACUCGGACUGCGCGGUACUCGCAAGCAAACCCACAGGGGGGCUCUGACCAGAGCUUUCAACUUUAGCCAGUAGUGCAUUUUAUUUUAGAAAUGAAUGAUUGAUAUUUGCAUAAUCAAUGGCAAAAACAAGCAAACAAAAAUCCUUUCAAAAAUAACAAAAACUGUAGCACACAAUGUUGCCAUUAUUAAAACUGUUUUCUGGGGGAAAAUAGGAGCAUAGUAGUCUUCGACAUCCCAUAAAUAGAUCGUUCAGGUUAGACUAGGUUUGCAAAAUAGUUCUUAAUUAAAAAGAUACAUCGUCAUGUUUGCAAGGAUAUAAAUGGAAAAUAUCUCUGAUCACGUAGCUCACAAACAUUGACACCACCAGAACUGUUUGUUUUCUGUGGAAUUUCAAAGUCUUUUUAAUUGCAAUUUAAGUUCUUUAUGUUGCUUUCAACAGAAAUCCUAUGCAGCUCACUUCUGGUUUUCAGGAGAAAUAAGGAGCUCCAGCACGUAGUGAUGUAAAUUAAAUGAUAAUCAUGAUUCAGUGUUCAAUUUGCAAAAAAAAAAAAAAAUAUAUAUAUAUAUAUAUAUAUGUAAAAGAACAGGGAAGUAUAGUUUUCAUAUUCUAAAGUUUUUUGGAGGACCCCAUUCAGAUAUUUCAGAAGGAACUACAAGGAGUUGAACGCGCUGAAACUUCUCUCUGUUUCAGGACUGGGAAUGCAUGAUUCAGUGUGUGAAUGUAUGCAGGGGUGACAAGAGACUGUGACAUGCCAUACCCUUCUAGUGCCAAACAUUGUAUAACUGCAAGAUUGAUGUUGCCCGAGGGACAGAUCAUGAGUGGCAUGAAACCUGCAAGACCAAGAAGCAGGAAAGACCAAUCCAGUUCUCAAUGUGUCGAGACAGCUCUGAUUUUUCCCACCCAAGGUGAAAGUGAUGUCUUUUAAAGGCUUUCAGCCACCUCUUAGUAAGUAUAUUCAGUGAAGUGUGAUAUAACCAAGCUAUGUGGAAGGCCCUCUUCUGCCUGUUCAAGACUUGUUCCAGAUAUAUCUAAAAAUUACACUGUAAUAGAGUGCGUUUGCUACAAGCUUUUGGGUUUGAAAUGCCUCCCUAAAUCUAGAUGACGGUAUCCUUCUUUAUGUUAAAAGUAUCCCCUGAUGGUGCUUUCAGAUGCAUUAAAGGUGCAAGUCAAAAUUUGAUAGUAUUUUUUUUAAAGCUGGUGCAGAGUGAAAAACUCAUGAAUUAUUUCAAUAUUUUUGUAAAGUAAAAAAUAUGGUAUAAAAAGGUUACUUUUUAUAAACCUCAAAUCUUUUAAUACAUUUCAUUCUCUUUAUAGCUUAGAUUUUAAGAAUUGGUCCAUGAAUUUUAUCAGCUAGAUUCUGCAGGUUGAUACAACCUGGUUUUCACACAUUAUGGAUUUGUUUUGCAAUGUAAUGCGAUAUGAAAGCCUACAUGGGUACUUUUAGAAUAUACCAUAAACUGCGGAUCCUGCUUCAAGUAUAAGUGGUUUGUAAAGACACCAAGCAAUUCCAUAUGAAACAAUUUGCUAAAACUAUUUCCAUCCGUUCUAGGAGAGUGAAGCAGAACUGAAGAGUUAAUUUUUUAAAAUGGCAUUGUCAGGAUGGAGAAGACCUGAUGAUUGGUAUUUUAAUCUUCACUGUCAGGUAUAUUCAGUGUAGUCACUGCUGUAUAUGCUGCUGGGUAAAUUUCAGUCUUUCCUGUUAUUAAUAUUUGUACUAUGAAAUGGCAGAGGUUACACGCCUUUGUUUGUUUGUAUGCGUUCAAUUAGCCAUUUUUAAUGUUGACUUUUUUUAUUAGAGAAAUGUUCAAUAUCUGCUGAUCUUUGCUGGGGCAAGUUUCCCAGAACAAAAUAUCUAUCUGUGGAAGUGCAGGAACCUACGAGCCAGAAGGAAUUUUGCACAGAUCAGAAAACACCCAUGCUUGAAGGGUUUCUUAGGUACUUUCAAAUUAAGCGGUGGCCAGCUGCCGCGAUAAUCGUUUUUAAAUAAAAAAGUUCUUUGAUAGUCCAAACCCAAAGCUUUGUACAAAGUGAUUGCCCUUCCCUCCAUGCAGACAUAGAUGACUAUACAGAGAAGGUCUCUCAUGUUCUGUCAAAAAAUACACCACUGUAAGAACUGCUAAAAGAGAUUUGAGGAGAAAGUCCUUUGUCCAGGUGAAUUCAAUAGAGCCUUCGCUGCAGAAUCCAGUGUUUGGUGUCACAAGGAAAUUUGCCUUUACAAACAAGUGUAAGCUUUGUAAUCCAAGAUGUGAGGGUUUCUUUCAGAAACCGUUCUGUGUGAUUGCUUCUUCUUCGGUAACUCAGAAAUGUGAGCAUGAGCGGGCACAGCGGGCAGCGCCCUCCGGCUGCAUGGGCUCUCCUAGGGAGAGGGACAACAUCCCAGCUACCAGCAGGCCUGGCCCUCUUUUGAUGGCUUUCUCAUACCACCUUGCUGUUCCUUGGAGCUGCGAGCCCUUUGAUUGGGGCUGGCAGCACUGAAGAAACAGUGCGGAAUGCAAAGGGUUAUGGUCUGAACCAGUGCUUGCAUUGCAAGGUUUCUGAAGAAGGCGAGCAGUGGGUAUGUUUGAUUUUCUCUCUGGUUUUGGAAGAAAGGACACAGAGAUGUUAUUUUUUUUCAUUUUUAGUAUCUACCACUUAAUUUCUUUACCCUCCCAUCAGUUUUAGUAUGUUUUUAGUAUAUCUAUCUCAAGCAAACUAUCGCAAGUUCUGAGUGCGCAGUGCCAUACUUGGCAUUACAUAUAGACAGAGGCAGUAUGCAUACAUUGCUGCCUUCUGAAUUCAAGCUGGGUGUUUCAGGAGUAGGGAGAAGUCAUUUUAUUCUGAGUCAAAAUCUGCUCUCCAAAAUCUUGCUCUAUUGUUUUUGCAAUGCUAGUGAUACCUGCGCUGAGAACAAAAUGGCCACUGAAACCUUAAUGCUUAGAUGACUACAUGGACAGCUUCUUAGUCGGCUUUGCUGUGAACAGUCACCUUAAAAGCUGUAAUUUUUUAUACAACUUCUCAAAAUUAAACGUAGUCCACGUUUAAAUCCCAUGAUGGCCUUACGGACGGUUAAUAAUCAAUAUGCACUAUUCUUUUUAAUGCAAACUGUUUUAAGGUCUAUCAAUCAAGUUUAAUGAAGACAGCAAUAGCAAAAAAAAAAAAAAAAAAAGUAAAAGUGUUAUCUUCUGCUUUUAAAAUAAUGAAAAAAAAUCAGGUCUUUUAAAUUCUAUUGCAGAAUAACAGGAAAAUAAAAAAGUUCAUAAUUACAUUCUGAUGAAGAAAGUGAUCACAUCUCUUUGUUGGAAGGAAGUGUCAUGUAAGCAUUGUCCUGAGGAACCAAACAAAUUUGCCAGCAAAUUUGAAGGUAACUUAUCUUGCUCCCAAAAUUUUGAGAGCUGUGGAUUUGCACGCUACAGAAAAGGCAGUUUAAGUAGUAUUCACUGCUCUAAAGGAGAAGAAUGCAUACCCAUGUUCAUUCAAAAAACACAAGAAAAUGUAAGAUAAAACUUUUGUCUUAUUUUAAAAGAAGUGUUAUUUACUCUAUAGUAAGAUAAUCUUAUAAAAAUAUUUGAAAAUACGUGCAAUACUUUUUUUUAAUGCAGUUUUAAUAAUGAUAAAAAUCAUUUCCACUUCUCUUUGUGUCAGCUAAAAUAUGCUUCUUGUGUUAGAACAGUGUUUCUGUGCUUGGGUUAUUUGGGCUUGAUGGCAUAUAAAUACUAUUUUCAUUGGCAAAUUAACAAAUUUUGUAUUCAUUAAUUUAUGUAGCACUGAGAUUAGGGAAAAUAUUCCUUCCAAACAUAAAUGCUAGACUUUAAAUGUCUGAUUUUAUAAACUUUUAGGCAGAGGAGGAAAAUCUAUAAAAAUUUUUGGAGCUGCAAUUUUUAAUACAUGGUGAUCUAAUUAACCCAUUUUUUAAAAAAAAAUACACGGUAAUCUCAUCGAUAUACCAUGAUCUCCCCAAAAGAGCAAUUCAUGAGUGGUAUUAAAAGCAUGACUGGUGCUAUUUCUGGAAAGGGACUCCCAGUCUACCUAAAAGCCAGCGCAUUCAUUUAUUUUUGAUUGGUCUGCAAGUAUUCACAACUAGCCUGCUGUGUAAUCCUACACCCAGGAAUUAGAAUUAUUUGUGAAUUGAACAUCCGAUUCCGUUAAAGCCUUAAAAAUGGCACCAUACUCAGUUUUGGUUGGCCCUGCCAGUGAUCCAGCUCCCAAAGCCACCGUCCUUUCUCCGCUCAGCCCCUGACGUCACACGGCCCAGAGCAGCUGAGAUGCCAUGGUUUACUCUGCGCCCCCUGCACUGCCUGCACAAUGCCAAGGAAAAGCCCCCGGCGGAGUGCCGGGGUCCUACUGCUGCCUCUCUUGCUCCUGUGCGUGGUGGGAAGUGGAGUGAAUCACAUUUGUGCAUCCAGCUGAACAGGCUUUUUUUAGGUUGAGUUCCUACGAGGGUGCGUAGUGAAAAUAAUCACAACACGUGUCCCCGAAUUUACAAGCUCAACUCUGAUUACUAGUUCUGCAGCGUAACAAUGCUGAAUGUGGGGAGAAUUGUCUAAAUAGACAAUAAGCCAUUUAAUUUUGCUAAUUGUAGCAAUUAGGCUAGCUCUCAUGAAGCCCAUGCUCUCAGCAGAAAGCCAAAUGGAGUAGUGGCACACAGCCAUUUAUAUGGCAGGGACAUAAUGCUGUGAAGCCUUCCCUUGACUGUUUCUAGAGCUAGGUCUUUUCAUUACAGCAUUGAAUCCAUUCUUCAUUCUGAUAAAACAGAUAAAGUUCAAAAUGAUUACAGAUUGUUUAAAUCUGUGAAUAAAAAAAAUGCAAUAGAUUACUGCAAUUCACCAGUAGUGAUGCUUUUGAAACACAUUUAUCCAUCCUUUUCACUUGGCUGCAGAUUACUGAGUGAUCUGCAUCCAAGAGGAUUGCUCACAUCUGGCAUGAGCAGAUUUCAUUACAGGAGAGAUGGAGAUGACCUCACAAAGCCCUGCUUGCACCGGGUUAGAGAAACAGUGUCACUGGUUCACAGACCACUUGCAAAGCUCUUUGAGCAUGUGAGCAGUCCACUGGAAUUGUCUGUAAGCUUGCUUUACCACAGUGACCUCACUGCAGGUGUUUGGUAGGAUUUCUUCACACUGCACAUGUAAGAAAAAUCUUGAGUGAAUAAUUGCACAUACUCUGAGCUACCUUAGCGUGAAUCAAAACAUUUUUUUUCUUUUUUUCUUCCUUAGUUCAAACAUUGAUUAAUGUAUUCGUUUUGACUGAGUUGCCAUUUUGCGAUCAUUUUAAGAAUGAAACCACAGUCGUUUCCAAUGAUCCAUAUACAACCCGACUGCUGACCAGCGCCUUCACUAAAAGGGACUUUUGCUAAACACAAAAGCUUGGCUCCAGCACUUACAUUCUGAAUGCUUCGCAUCUAAUUCUUAUGCAGAGAGUCAUAUAUACUCAUUAGUAAGCCAUGUGCUUACUCUGAAUCCUGGAGCAGAGAGGACAGAUAAGUGAGAUGCAGGGGAGAAGGCCUCUUCAGCACAUUUAGGAGGCGAUUUGCAUGAGUUAGACAUGGAAGAGAGAAGCUUGCAUAUGAUUACAACAGAGCUAUAGAUGCUGUGUGAAUUGAUAGACAUUUCCAAUUAAUUGUGAGAUAAGUGGCCGGCUAAUAUUAAGAUCAAAUCUAAAACUCUACAUACAUGCAGAGCACUGUAAAAUAAAGCAACAAGAAGCUUUAAAACCAACUCAAAACUCUCAUUUCCAGGAAUAACUGGGAGAAGCUUAAAAAUCAAAUGGAUUUUUUAAUGUAACUUGAUGCUACAUUCAUAGAAACAUAGGUAUGACUGCUAUGGAUACAUUUUCUCUAUCUGUAGAUAGCACUCUCAUAUUUCAUGUAUCUUUGGAAGCAGUCGCUUCUAGACCUCACUUCUGUGUAUGCUGUAGCCCAAGGCAUGCCAGCAGCUUUUCUACAAAUGGAAUCAGUUCUUAUAUAGGCGAGGCCACGUGCUGUUCACCCAGAAGUGAUUUCCCAACUGCAGAGAAGCUGCUUGUUGAAUGUCUAGAAGAGCCCUCACAGACGUAGAGUGGUGCCAAGACAAGAUGCAGGCUGUGUUGGGUGCCACAAGCCCACUGGGGCAGGGGCUGGAUGUGGUGCACCAGUCCCUGCUCACCCUACAUGCCAAAGAGGCCACCCAGAGGAGAACUACAUGGAGUACACGUAGGGGUCAGUUACGUACACCAAGGGCCUCAGGCUAAUGUUGUGAUCUUCCAAGAUGCACAAGCCAGGAGCACCUGCAUAUUUUUUUGUGAAAGGUUUGGGCACCUAACAUUUUGCUCCUGGCCUUGGUCAGGAGCACCUCAGUCUUCACAAUGCAUAGCAGCUCAACUUCUGUCUCCCAUCUACACCUGCAAAGAUCCCUCAAGCUAGUAUUCCUCUGCCCGUCCUACCUGAAGGGCAGGGUCCUCUGGGUGCUAUCAGACAGAGCUUUGUACAGAAAUACCCAUGACUGCUUCUCCUGCAGUAGACUUCUGUCAAGCAGAGACUGCAGGGAGAACCACGCUCAGUUCUCUCUUCAGCUAACAGUGAUCCAUAUCUCCAGCUACUACCUCUCAGGGGAAGGCUAUAGGGCUGCAUUCUACUGAGGAGAAGGGCAUGCUCUCUCUCUCUUGUUUUGAGGCUGUUGUCCCUCAUUGUGAAAGACUUUAAGGCUAUGCUGUGCAACGUAGACAUAUUUUUGAUGUAUUGCGUCCCCUUAGUGAGGAGGACUCUCAGGUUGCCGCACAUGUCCAGUGCUAUUGCACACGUCCAGCCAGAGUAAUGUCUACAGCAACAAUCUGGAGCAGACGCAAAACCAAUCCAACCAAAAGCUGUAUGAAUAUGGUUAGCACUGUGACAAGCCUGAAUCUCUGCAUGCUGCCUUCAGUCGGGUCUGUUAUUGCAGUGUGCUACCCCAGCCACAUUCACUUGAUUUGCUGUGGGAGCUCAGGCAGACUGUGUGUGUGCAACACAGUUGCACCACACAGCCAUACCCACAGCUUUCUGAGCCCAUGGUGCACUCUGUAUACACUGAGUCCUGAGAUUCUAUUAGAAUUUAAUCUUAUAGUUCAUUUAAAUUCUAUAACUAAAGAAAAAGCAUCAGGAGUGUGGUCAUCGUUAAGAGUAAUCAAGUGAUAACUGCAAAAGGAAAACCACAUUAUUGGAAAACACAUUCCAGUCAUUAUUGGAGAUAGCUUUGAGAUGCAUUAUGUCAGUAACUUAGUGAAAAGUUGUGGAGGAAAAAUGUUUAAUGCUACAUUUCAUUACAAAUAAGGAUUUAUCAUGGUUAGUUGAGGAAAAAAAAAUCAUAUAGGCAAACAGCAAAGGGAUUAGUUAGCUCUUUGUCUCAUUUAGUGUUGGCUACAUUUGUUUCACUGAGUAUCAGUGUUAUUAAUGUCGGUCGCUUAUAUUGGAAAUAACCUCUAAUACAUCAGUGUGGUUUACCUGACAUUUGACUGAAGAACACGAAAGGAGUGUUUGUUGGCCAGCACAUAUGCAGUUGUCCAAUACAUGCUGUCAGAAAUAAAGUUUUGAUAAUUCAUGGAUUAUGUUCCUGAUGAUAAAUUUCAAAUGCAUGUAUCUGAAGAUGAAACUACCUCUGCCAAUUUAAAUGUACCGUGAAUAUACAGGAGCUAUUUCUGAAAUUUUAAUUACUAUUGCUUUUCUCAGUAUGCGUUCUGUGUUAUUAUCUGUGUAUCCCAGAUUGUUUCUUAGCCAACGUUUGAUAUGAACUAAUUUUAAAUUUUAUAAAGCUGAGGAAAAGAUUACGAGCCGGUUAACUGAAGGCUUUUGUUUUCAAUUAUGUGAUACACUUUUUUAAGCUUUAAAAAGCUGUAAAGCCCCAAUUCUGCAAAUCCCUUGCUGAAAACAAAAACAGUUUGACAGCCUUCAUGAACGCAUUGGCUGUGCUGAAGUUCAGGUGCUGAACCCACCGUUCAGCAUUCUGCUCAGCGUUUGGGAAAUGUACCUACUGUCCCACGGGAUCUGCUUUAUAGACAGAUACAAAACUAAGCGCCAUGGCUGGCUCAGACAAGCUCAAAAGCAGCCCCCAGCCCCUCACAGCGUCACUCCCACAUCCCUGUUUUGGGACACAGGAGUCCGUGCUGUGAUGCAUGCCAGCGUGAGCACUGCAGGCGUUGGCUCUCAUUGAUGGGGAAGACAAAGUGGGGUGCUCCAUGAGAUGGCCAUGUCAGUCCGGGCAGGGUUCAGCCUUCAAGCAGUACUGUAUGGGCAAUGACAAAUAUUCUGUUGUCAGCAGAAAGGGAAGGUGCUGCUAUAUGUUGUGUGCCAGCAUACUGUCAUGCAUCUGUGGCUGCUAUUGAUUCCUUGUUUUUUUUAUUCCACUGGAACAACUUGGAACUUGUCAGGCUUUGCUCUGGUUGAUUUGCAGCUAAUUAAUUCAACAGGCAUUUUUAAUCUUGCAAAUUUGUGACUUGUAAUACAGUAAUCAGGCUCCCACGAGCGAACAUUAAUCAGUGAGAGGGGAAGAAAAGCACUGCUAGCUGCGUGCAGUGUGGUGCCUGCGCUGCAAAGGGACGUUCACAAGAAAUGCAACAUUAGUAAAUUCAUCCCAGCUAAACCCUCAUCAUUUGUCUUUUGAAUCAUUCAUCCACUGGAUUUGUUUGGCAGAGCCAGCAGUUGUAGUUGGGGAGGAAUGCUGAGCUGAAGAAGCUCUAGGUGAUGCCAGUGUCCUUCACAUCACCCAAUUCCUUACAGACCAGAGUCAGCCCAGUUUCGUUUCUAAGAUGGCCAUGCUGGUGGUGGAGCAUUCUCCUGGAGAAACCAACACACAUAUGCAUGUUUAGCAACACUAGGAGCCAGGUGAAUGGGCGGAGAAACUAUAUUCUUCAUUGCUUUUAGCUUACAGGUGGAUUUUAGCUCCUUUGAUGCGAAGCAGAAGGGAAAAAAAAUUGAACGUCUGCCCAGGAUGCACAUCUCCAUGAGUCAGUGACUGAUCAGUGUGUACUUAUCAUUGUGGAAGUGCACCCACUGUUACCCUCAGCAGGAGGGCCAGAGAUCAAAAACACUUGAAAACUGGGAAGCAAAGGAUUCCUCUGGGCAGGAUCAAGAGGGUUUGUGGAACACUGUGGAAAUCUGCCCCUGCUCUUACAGUGAAUAAAGAGAGGAGCAGAGUCUUAUCAGAAAAAAACCCACACAACCUUAAUGCCAAAACGCUACUUGUGGUGCAGUUACUCUCUUCACGACUUGAGAUGUUAGUUAGUUCUGUUAUGAACUAACUGGAACAUAGAGUCAGCAGAAGCUACUUCAUAGAUAUACCUGCAUUGCUAUAUUGACAGUUGUUUAUUAGCAAUAAGAUACAGAGGUGUCUCAAACUAGAGCAUACAAGACGAGGAUUUGGUAUGGCUGUUGUGUCAAUGAUUGUUAAAUCUAGAAAUUGUAGAUCUUUGUAAUAGCUUGUAGGUAAAUGACUUUUUUAAUGAUUAUUUUUCCUUACAGAGGAUAAAUCUCAGAUGGCUUCCACAAAAACAUAUCACUUAAAUUAGGCUCAUAAGGUGGGCUUUUCUUUAUAUGGAAUAGGAGAGGCUUAAUGCUUUUCAAGUGCUUUGUGCACUUUUUCAUGCUCUUGGUUUCUCAUGCAUUACACAUGAGAAUAAUCAAAUAGUGGUUUUGCAAGUUCAUCUUCCCUUAGUGCAGGUAGUCCUUGCAUCAUCUUGCUUGUCUACACGUCAAGAGCAUGUACAUGAGGCAGGGAGGUGAUCACUUGUAAAACAACUGAAAAUAAAGAUGGAGAUCAGUAGAUGAGGUGGUAAAAGCCUUAUUACAAUUAGGGAACAGUUGUGAAUCUGUAAAGCAGGUGAGCCCUCAUGGUAUUUCUUCAUGCUCAGGUGUUCGUCACUCAGAUCCUCGUGCACAUCACCACUGAAGGACUUUUAACCAUAUUAUAAGUUAUCAAUUUUUGCUUCUUUAGAAGUGGGAACAGUAACACCCCGACUAGCAGUGGAAAUCAUUGUGGAGGCGUCCAUAACCAUGCAUGAUCUGUAAGUGCAGUGCAUCAUAACAGUUGUGUUUUCUCCAAACAUUCACUCAAACAAGUUUGCAGGAUGUAUUAGACAUUGUUAUGAUUUUUUUCCUUGCUUCCAUUUCCUUCCUGUGCUUAUGAGUGUCAGUGCAAUCCCCGCUGCUGAGAGAAGAUAUGCCCAUAACAACCUGGAGGUGAGUAUCAUAGAAUCACAGAAUGGCUUGGGUUUGGAAGGGACCUUAAAGAUCAUUCCAACCCCCAUGCAUACUGUGGGCAGGGCUGCCACCCAACAGGUCAGGCUGCCCAGGGCCCCAUCCAAUCUGGCCUUGGACAUCUCCAGGGAGAUGGGAUAGCCACAUAUCCUUUGUUUUGGAGAUGCUGGAAGAACACCACUAACCUUGGAUCCUCUGGAUCAGCAGGCACAGACCCUCUCGCAAGUUCAGUUCUUUAACUGAACUGCAGUUCCUUUAAAUCAGUUCCCACUUAUUCUCAAAGGCAGAAACUCUCUUCUGCAUAAUUUGUUCUUCCUGAUGGGACAGAUACUUUGCUGUCUAUUCUUUGGGUUGUGUGUAAUUCUAACAGGUGAGCAUCACUGCAUUUUCCUACAAGUGCCCUUCCAUGUACAAGGCUGUCUGACCAGUGUAAGCUGGCUCUGCUCUUUUGUUCCCACGCUUGCUUACCUGCAUGUUUACACAAAUGCCAACUUAACAAUCAUUAUUUGUCAUGCUGCAGGUCCAUGCCAAACCCAGUAUGACUUCUGGAUUUGACCCAGGGCAUUAGCAAAUGGGAGGGUCGUCUUCUCACUGCAAGCACUGGACGCGGAACCCACUGAGAUGCAAUAAACACAGUUCCUUACCAUGCUGGUUUGACAGUAAUUUUGCAGGGUACAGCUGUGCUUUAAAACUUUGUGCAGUUCUCUGCAAUCUUCUUUUAUUGAAAAAAUAAAAAUAAAAAAAAUAAAACAACAGCAGCAAAAAGCUACGUGCGCACACACACACACACACACACACACACACAAAUCCAAACAGUCAUUGUUCUUCCUCAUUGUAUACUGUCAUCAUCAAAUUGCUACGCGUGAGGAGCGUGUCAGUUAAUUCACACUGGAACAGCCCUUCCUCUGUACACUUUCCAAAUGGAUUCCUACAAAAGCAAUUAAUAAUAAACCCAGUAGUAAUUAAAAUGAACAUCUUCUCCAGUCAUUAUAGCAAAAUGUACACUCAGAUAAGGGUAGGUAAUUGGUGCAUGCUUCUACCUUUCAUCUCUUACGAUGCACAGCUCAAAGUUUCUUUUUCAGGUUGACUGGUGAAUUUGAUUGUUUGGGGAAAAUGUGUGCAUAAGUGUUUCUAGACCAUUAGUAAAACUGGUGAGCUUUCUAAAGCAAUUUCAUGUGAGACUGAUGAUCCUAAAAGACUCAGAUUUGGUAACGAUUGUGCUUGCAAAACCUUCUUGCAUGGUCUACAAAGAAAAAAAAGACACUGACAAAGGACUGACUGAGAAAUUUUGCCUGGUGAACACACCAAUAAGUAAUACUUCCACCAGCACUCUGGAAAGGAGCAUUUAUUGUACUGAGAUUUGCCUUGACUAUAGGCAGCUUAUAAUCUUAAAGGGCUUGCCUGAAGGGCCUCCAUAGCAAUGGAUGACUUUCUUUUGACUUUAACGGAGUCCAGUAAGUCCCAGGAGUAAGCAAGUGUCAUUUUGCUAUUAAACUUCACAAUGCCUCUCCAGACGAAAUUUAUUUUUAAGGAAUCUCUUUAGUCACUAUUUUACAGCACACUUGAACUUUACUAUCAAGUGAGCUGCCAGUCAUUGUGCACCCAAUACUGAUUAGGCAAAGGAGAAUCUCUGGGGAAGGAGCAUCAGUCUUUGUAUUAAAAAAAAACAGUCCACUGGAAAUAAUAGAAAGCACUUCUAGGUCUUCCAUUUCUGUGAGUCGCUGGAUGAGUCAAAAACGCUUUCCUGGGUUUCAGAAUAAAUUUAAAUAUCUGUUUAAAUGUUCAGAAAACUUACUAGGAUAUUAAUAAUAUUUUAAUGUUUUACAUGAAAAAAAAAAAGAGUAUCCUUCAAGUUACACAUUUCAACUUCAAGAAAAAUGCAUAUCUCUAUAUGAAUUCUAAGUCACUGGGAUUUGGGGCAGCAAGGGAAAAAAAUGGCUACUCCGGGAAGUGAAAUUUUAACCUAGGCUUGGUAAGAGUCGCCUGGUGUCCCCAUGAGCCUGCUGCCCCAGCCCUCCCAAUACUUGCUUGUCACCAUUUCACCAAUGAAACCCAUGAAGAUGGAUCUAGGGUUUGGAUCUUGACCGACCUCAUCUCAGUCUGCAGAGCUGGGGCACAGGGCAGGGAUCCUCAGUGACAAGAGGGUAGGGUCAGGCAGGGACAGGUAGGUCCUUUUAUUCCAGUUUCUCUACCGACACAGCUGAAUGGGUGAUAGGGGCAAGGGGUGCUUCUUUGUGGGGAAGAUGCUGAGUGCUGAGACAUGGGGAUGGUGUUUGUAGCCUGCUCUUUGGAAAGGAAAGGCAGCAAAUAAAAGUUAGGAAGCAGUGAUGUUAGAUACCCACAGUGCCAAAGCAAUGAACCAUCAAGCUGGAUUCCUAGCCCUUAGAGGCUGGUGCCAAGAAUGGAAAGAAGUUUAUCAGCUGGUGCAUUGCAGUCCUCAAAUAUGCUGUCUGCAGCUUUCUGUCCUUUGCAAAUAGGUAUGCAGAGGGAAAAACAAAGGAUUGCCUUUACUGCUGUUUCACAGGAAGUAAAACAUUUUUAUAGCUGUUUCAGAGGUGUGCCUUUUAGCAUCUUUGGGUUUUAUGAAGACCUGAAAUACAUUUCUCUCCCUUACAAAAUUAGAAUAUCUUUUUUUUCUUACAUUUACAUAAAAUCACAAAGCCUUGGCUUCUUUGAGAAACCGAGAUUCUCACAAUUCCACUCCUUCCCAUCUCUCCACUGCCUGAAAAAAAAAAAAAAAAAGAGCAGGAAACCCUGACAAACAUGUUGGGGAAUGCUGCAGUACCACACUGCCUCAAGAAAUCUUGCACUUCAGUGUUCAACUUUUCCACUUAGUUCUGUGAUAAAACCAGAAAAAAAUGGCAGGCCCUGAUGUGUAGGUUGUGCAAGGGCUAUUGGUGAUUUGCAGCAGCUCUGCUCUGCCACUGUAGUUUGUAGGUUCAGCAUCAGUGAUUCCCCAUUUUGGCCUGCCAGAAAUGAAGUUGGGCAAAACCACACAUCAAUUUGAAAAUCAUAAUCAAAAUAUGGGGAGCUUAGGAAUGUAAAAUUAAGCAAAAACAAAUAAAAAUGAGUUUCAGCAUUUCUUUGUUUAACAGAUCGCAAAUAUUAAAGAAGGCACAAACACAUUUUUCUCUUCUCCUAAAUUAUAUGUAAACCAUAUGCGCACAUUUCAGAAGUACAAACCCUGUGUUUUCACAGGCCAAUCCCAAAGGAAAAAAAGAAUUAAAAAAAAAUCAAUAGGUUUGCAAUGGUCCCUAGUGUGACUUUUUAGAGUCAGGUGCCAAGAGCAGAACUCAUAACACCAAACUGCAUGUAUCAGUGAUGUCGCAGGGAUCGGCAGUGGGGUCUGACAGCAGGGUGCAGAACAGCCAGCACAAUGCACAUUCAGUAAUGGGAUGAAUUAGGUGGUCACUACUGAGGAGAGGAACAUUCUUCCAACUUUGCCAUCUCCUAGAAGCAGUCUCAUUCAUGAAACUCCUUUCCAGACCCUGAAGUCUCCUCUUGUGCUUGCACGCACUAAUUGUGCAUUUAGGUAAAGAUUCCAGGCAGGAUUUCAGGGGAAAGCCUGCCUCUGUGCUAAGGCCAGAACUCCAGGCCCAAACCCCUCCUUAUCCUGAGUGGAUACAAGCCACACUCCUUGGGGAGUGUCCUGUCUGCAGGGAUGGGACACAGUCCCUCUCGCCAGCUGAAGAAAGGCCACCAUGCCGCUUGAUGUGCAGCAGUGCUGGCUGAGGGCGAGGAGGCCCAGGAGAUAGGGCUCUGCGGUGCGAGGUCCAAGAAGAGAUAGGGCUCUGUGGCACGUGGAUCCAGACAUGGGAACACCUCAGGCAUACCCCCAGCACAUGAGGUCCCCACCAGACACAGGCAUGGGACCCGUGGGCCUUGUGACUCUCAGGUGGCUUCAGCAGAGGACGGGUGUGUAGAAGUCAACUCAAGCUGAGGUGGCGGUGUCUUUGGGAACAGGCAGUGGUGCGUCUUCAGGCAUUCGUGAUGUACUUCUGCCUUUCGGGAGCUGCAGUUCCAGAGUUAGACCAGAUCUCAACACCUGAUAAAAAGUAAAUGACUUCCUAACACUACAAAAAGCCUGUAUAAAAAGUGCACAUGCAGAUAGAUUCAAAUACUUGAAAUUCAAAUUCCAGUAGUGUAUUCUGUGUUCAUUCCUUUGUUAUUAUUACUAAAAUCACUUUCUUCUUUGUUCAGGAAUCAUGGAGUCUCCUGCUUAGCGUUAAGUUGUUGCAUGAUAUGGAAUCAAUUCCAAAUGGGUGGUUUUUUACUGUGUAUGUCUUGGAUUUAGUUUUUCAGUUAUUUUUCGUAAAUACAUUUUACAUCUAACUACCUCAGCUGCCUUUUGUUUUGUUUCGGCGCAUAAAAAGUCAUGCACUUUCUAUAUUUGGGGAUUUGGGGGGGGAGUUCUUUCCAUUUUGAAUAACCAGGUUCAAAGCCAUGUUGAUCAAUUUAUAGAGGAGAACAAGAAGACGUAAUUAUUGACAGUUGCAGAACAUACAUUUUAUUUUUAGGUUCUGUUGGGGUAUAGUUUAACAAAAAACACCAUAAGCUGCUUAUUAAUUUGCCUUAAAAAAUGUGUGCUCUUUCCUAUUCAAGUUGUGUUAUUUAACUCAUAUGUGACAACAACUAACGUAACAGUUGGCAGAUAAACAGCAAAUUGAACAGAAUGGACCAAUAGUUUCUCAGUUCUCUGUUGUAAACUGUUGCAUUAUACACUGAUUGUGCUAAAAUAAUUGUUACUGUGCUUAUACUCCUUUGUCACCAUUGCAGAAGUUACGGAAGAUCACAUUUGUGUUUAUGGAGCAGUGUAGAUAUCCCCCCAGUACAAGCACAGUGACUUGAGGUGAAUGAUAAUCAUUGCAGAACUUGUGCUUUGACUUGUACACAUUGUAAAAAUGUAUUUGGUAUUUUAUUUGAAAUGAAGAAUCAAAAUAGUUAUUAAAAAAAAGAAUCUUCCUGUAAAUAUAUAUAUUCCGAUUCCAUGUAUACAAACAUUCCUUUAGAGUUCAGAUUGUGAAGAGUGUCUUUAUCGGCUAGAGACUGCUGUCUCCCUGGCAGAGGUUACAUGUGCUAUAGUAAAGAACACAGUGUGUGAAGUAUUUGAUGUACUGCAGUACCAUAGUUCUUUUGGUCUGUUAAGUAAGUUGCAAUUUGUGAUGAAAUGAAGUUGAAAGUAGUGCUUCAUACUAACAAAUUUCCUUGGUUACAACUUGAUUUUUCUUGUAAAACUUAAAAGGAAAACUUGAAAAUUUUAUAUAUUUGGAUUUUGUAGAUUUUUUUUAUUUUAUUGCAACACAAGGUACCAAAAUCAUUAAAUAAAGUACACUGUGGUCAUUUUA